GUCCAUUAUAUCGGCUCUAUGAAACAAUGCGAUUAAUUUCGUGCCAAUCAAGUAUUUCCGGGCAAAGCUUGCGUAAUCAUGUAUACAUUCUCGAGAAAAAACAAUUCGCAAGUAAAUUACUCGUGCAAAGAUUCAAGGUUCGGACAAAACUAUCCUUAAUACUAUAUAUUACUCUUCGAGUAAUCGUUUGGACAUAAUCUUUGCUUCAUCCCACUAUCUCUGUAUCGAUCCAACAAAAUAAUCCUGAAAUUUAUCCAACGAAUAAUGAGUAAAUUCUCAUAGUUAAUAGUACCCUCAUUAUAUCAUAAAUCAUAUACACUAAUUCACAUAUUCGAUCUUAUCUUUUUAAAAGGGAUAAGAAAUUUUAUUGAAAUAUCAAUAUUUAAAAGAUUUCUCUAUCCCGAUUACAUAAAUAUUUCUUCCGUUUUUUCACUUCUCUUUAAAAUCACUCUCUCCGAUCCGAUCGUAACCAUCCAUGGUCCGUUCUCUUUGUUACAAUACUUACAACUUUUACCAUUCUAAAUAACGGUGUCAACGGUUUUCGAAACGGAACAAAGUUGCGCGAAGAGUUCCGUACGAGCUCGUACGAAAUGCGAUACGAAGUUUUCGAUGUCAGUAUUCUACAAGUAUGAUUUCAACGCUAUCACAAUUCUAGGAGAGGGAAGGGGCAGGCAGUCCGCCGAUAAUGUUUACUUUCACAUCCUCGACGAGACCUUCAUUGUCUUUAUGUAAGCAGGAAGGUGUGCUAUCGUUGUAACGACGUCGACGUCGGCGUCGGCGACGAUCGUCGACCGAAUUCACGCGCGAAUCUAAUAGUACGUGAUCGUUGCUUCGAUAACUACAAUUUGGUCGUAUAAUCGAUACGCCAUAAUUGCCAACGAUCACCUGGCGCCGUUUCACCUAUCAGGAAAUUAUCGCGUCGCGUAUUUUCCCAAUUAAAAUUCGUAUCCUCGAAAUUUCCAAUGAGAUUCGUCGAAUCAAAGAUCGACUCAUCUUUUCCACGUUCGUUAUUAUAAAGAACAACGAGCGGAAAGAAUUACAUACAUUCUCUUUUCAAGUACACUAUCGCAAAAGGUACGACGAGCAUACUUAACGAGGCCGCAUCUUUCACACUUUUUCAAACCGUGAUUCUACAAACGGCACUCGUCUCUAUCGGUCUCGAAGAAGAAGAAGAAGAAGAAGAAGAAUAAGAAGAAGUCAAAAAAGUAACGAAUCCGAUCCUUUUCCACGUAGUUCGCGAGAUUCUUAAGCGUACAAGUUCAAGGAUGUACAGUCCGAUAUGAACGUGUUGGAUGUGUCUUGAAGGUCAUCGAGUGUGCAAAUACCAUGAUUACGCUUGUAGAAACGUAGAGACUAUCCAGGACGUUUUUCAUUGUUCCAUCAGCCAUAUCGAAACCGACCGAGUCUGAAGCAGAAGAAAAGUAUACGAGAAACGAGUAUCAAGAGGGAAGAGAGGGAAGUUGGUGGAAGUGGUAGAAGAGAAGAAGAAGAAGAAGAGGCCUUAGAAGAGAAGCGCAAACUGGCAAGAACAGAAGUAGGGAGGAAGAGAUAGAGUGAGAGAGAGAGAGAGAGAGAGAGAGAGAGAGAAAGACAGAGGCAGAGACAGAGAGAGCGAAAAAGAGAAAGAAAGAAAGAGAGAGAGAGAGAGAGAGACAGUGAAAAGGAAGAGCCAGCAGCUACAGCUUCCUCGUAACAGCUUCUACGAAGCUUUGCUUCUAUUCUUGAGUUAACGUUUAGACGUUCGUAAAUCGGCAACUCGGAGGGGGUUUUACAUGCGUCAUCGUCGCACGGGUACAAAUCGCACGCGCCUCGACGUCCCGACGACAGUACACGUGCGCAACGACGUACUACGUCGGCCCUGCGCUGGUAAUACGGAACGUCUCGACUCUUCUUCAAGGACACGCGGUGAUAAAUGCGGUACUGCCGCGAAUGACGCCGACCGCGUUCUCCAAAAUGAUCGUCUUCUUCUGCCUCCUACUCCUUUGCAAAGGUCAACCCGUUGUUGAAGUACCUGGAGAAAAUGCAACGGUUAUGACAGAUGUUGAACAAAUUACGUUAGAAAAUAACGAGACAAGAGAUCAAUCGACGAACGAUACCCUCCGAGGAUCACCAACAACCGUGCACUUCCUUCAUGUGCCUAAACACACGGAAACGCAGCUUGGCUCAUCCGUUCUUUUGCCAUGCAGAACGACGAAUCCCGUUGCUGAAUGUCAAUGGUCCUGGCAGCCAUUACCGCCAAUUCAUCUGCCGCUUCCAGACAUCAGUGAGAGUCCAAAUGACUCCAUGUCAACUACAACGUCACCAACAUCGACAACGUCAACCCCAACGGCACAUUCAUUGCCAGUGAGACAAUUUCCAGCUUUUGGAAACAGCAGUAACGAUUGUUCCGUUCGAUUUUCGAGUAUGAAGCAUGAACAGACUGGAUACUGGACUUGUGCCGCAAGGAAUUCAACGAACGAUCCUUUCACCGCCACGGUACCCGCCAAGUUAACCAUCGUUAACGAUCAAGGAUCUCUCAUUACCUUCGUUAAGCACGAAGAAGCGAUAGAGGUUGUAGCAGGCUCCUUCGCACAAAUAAUGUGCAGAACAAAAUUACCUGUACGCGAGUGUCAAUGGUCUUGGCGAAGAUUGAACCAGUCCGAACCUUGGAAUUUAGAAGUAAAGAAAUUUCCAGCUUUUGGAAACGACAGCACCGAUUGCAGCAUCAAAUUCAAAAAUGUUCUAGCGGAACAGGAAGGCUAUUGGAGUUGUGGUGCACGUAUAGAUCCAAAUUCGUCAUUUGUACGAUCGAAUCCAGUUCGAUUUUUAAUAUCUGAAGUUGAAUUCGUACAGUUGUCUCGCGGCGUACAAGUAGCUGCCGGUGAAUCCGUGCUUUUAAGGUGCUUGGUCAAUAAACCCGUAAUACGCUGCGAGUGGUCCUGGAGAGCAACGAACUCAAGUAAGGAACCUUUACUCGUAAAGACGUUCGCUCCAAAUAAAGAUGCCGAUCACGACUGCUCCGUACGAUUUAAAAACAUCCUUUACGAGGAAGAAGGACUGUGGACUUGUGGAAUUCGAUUGUCACCUGACGGUAUACUCCAUGAAGCACCAUCAGCAACUGUGAGUCUUUUACCAUCGGCUAAAGUAAAUUUAGUGGAAAUACCAACAGAUAUCACGGUACCUUUAGGUACCGAAGUUACCUUAAAAUGUAUCACUAGUAGCCGCGUAGAGAAAUGUGUCUGGAGUUGGAAACCACUUCAUGGAAACGAUCCUGAGAUCGUGCUUCGAGAAUUCCCAAGUAACGGUGAUCUUGGGAGGGAUUGUUCACUCGUUCUUUCACAUGUUCGUACCGAGGAACAAGGAUUGUGGAAUUGUCAGGUAUCCAUACCGUCACUUAAUACGAUGCUGUCUUCUCCAUUCGUCAAACUGUUAACAUUCGAACAGGACGAAGUGAAAUUUUCAGAGCUCUCACAGGACAUUCAAAUAUCAUCCGGUGGUACCAUACUUCUACGAUGUGUAACAUCAUUGCCAGUAGAACAAUGUCGAUGGUCCUUGACACCAGUGAAUUCUAAUACAACCGUAGUGGUGAAACAAUUCCCAGCAGCCGGAAGCGAGUCAAGGGAUUGCAGCGUCAGGUUGAGUCAUGCCCUGGCCGAGCAAGAAGGUCUUUGGACCUGCGGUGCCAGAAUACAUGGCCGUGAGAAUUAUACUGAUGCACCACCAGCGAAAUUAAGCCUUCUCGAGCCAGAACCUGUGAUAGUCACUGUUUGGGCAGCUCCCCAUCAAAUGGUCAAAUUGGCUUGUAAACUAGGACGAGUUCCUGUAGGAGCUCAAUGUCAUUGGAUACAUGCACCAAAUGUUUAUAUACAUCAAAACAUUACCAAUUCAGCAAAGAAAGACAGGCACAAUCUUGAAAUGAAUUAUUCUACUGGGAUAUGCACAAUAGAAUUCAAACCUAAUUAUUCAGACUUAGGAAAGUGGACUUGUAAAUUUACAAGAGAUAACCAAAAUACAGACAUAGAAUUGGGAAAUGCAACACUCAUCUUACUUAAUACAUUUUCUGAUGAAAAACUUGGAUGGAUUGUUGGUGCUUUAACAGCUAUUAUUUUAUUUUUAAUAAUUAUUGUAGUAGUUGUAGUAGUUUGUAAAACUCGACUUUUUGUACGUCGAUCACCAGAAAUAUUAGAAACAAUGCCUGCUUCAAGAAAACAAAAUUUACAAUGCACCAAUGACAGAAGAAUAGAACAUGAUAAUUGCAGUAAUAUUACUAAUAGUAAUAAUAUUUUACCAAACAGAAGUCCACAUUUGUACGAAAGAGUAGAAAAAUAUAAUGUUGUAACACCAAAAUUAUAUGAAAACUUUGGAUUGUAAAUUUAUAUAUGUCUACCAAA
Vespa mandarinia (Asian giant hornet) is the source of this 4370-nucleotide messenger RNA. RefSeq lists its product as uncharacterized. The record is from RefSeq and is a predicted model, not a curated record. NCBI's taxonomy places the organism in Eukaryota, Metazoa, Arthropoda, Insecta, Hymenoptera, Vespidae.